This is a messenger RNA of Mirounga angustirostris (Northern elephant seal), 4286 nucleotides long. RefSeq names its product transmembrane protein 225B (gene TMEM225B). The coding region runs from base 3429 to 4109 and encodes 226 amino acids. Gene Ontology annotation, biological process: negative regulation of phosphatase activity. The transcript is spliced from 8 exons. The record is from RefSeq and is a predicted model, not a curated record. Lineage: Eukaryota; Metazoa; Chordata; Mammalia; Carnivora; Phocidae.
AGCAUUUGGAAAUCUUGGAAUCACCUUCCUGGCUGCGACUCAGUUCCUUCCAGAAACCUGCUUCACAACAGGAGUGGAUCAGUCUCCUUCACACUGAUACAAAGCUUGCUCUUCCACAGACUUGGGGAACAAAGUCUGAAUGUUUAGGGUUUUAAGGAUUAUUCAAUUGGGAUGUUGUUGGCACAUAAAUAGUUUGAGGUUUCAGUAGGACUAGGCAGAAUGUGUGGUGUUUUUUUUUUUAAUAAGUAAAACACAUUUUAAAAAAUGAGAAACCAAAAUAAUCCUGGAGGACAAUGUCUCUUUAAACUUGCAAUAUUUAAUCAGUCCAAUGUAAUGUGAGUUUGUGUUUUUAGUGUUUUAAUCUUGAAGAUUAAAGGGGAGGGAAGAGAAGAAAUCUAAUAGUUGAGGUACACCAAAUAUCCACCUACCUACAUGCAUAUGUAUGUUCAUAUUCAAACUUAAUCCUCACACCUCUGCAAGGGAACUAGCUCUGUUUUACAAAGGAACUGAGGUGUAGAGAGGUUGAAGAAUCUGUUAGGGUCACUCAGCAAGUUAAUGGCUCAAGUCCGGCCUGACUCCCAGGCUUUCCAUCAUCAUGAUGUUGAUAUUAGACACAUCCCAGAACCCAGAGAAGUUUUCUUUGAUAGCUCUUCACUCCCUGUUACAUCCUCAGUGGUUGACUAUUACCAGUUUACAAUUAAUCUGAAUGCUCCCAGAGCUGUCUGGGGUACUAGGAGAAAAUAUCCCAGUAUCUUUUGGGAGCUGAUCAGAGAUCCUGCUCCCUGAAACAGGCUUAGAUGAUUUUGACAAUGACAGGCCACAGGUCAGAGCUCCCAAAUUCUUAACUCUUGUCAAGCUAUCCCAGCUCCCAUUACUAGAUUUACAUUUCCAUUUCUCAAUGCCCAGAAUGUGCUCUUUUUCCCUGCUAACUGGAACUUGCUGAUUGAUGGACAUGUAUUAGAUUUCCUGUCACUUCUGACUGAAUUACAGCAUUGGAGCAAGGUGGGUAAUGGGAAAAUCAAGUUUGAUUGCUAGGUUUUUGACGAGCAAAAGUGUGGAUAGAUGUAGACUGGAGAGAUGGGGACCACUGGAAGAGGAGCAGGGAGAGUAUUUCAAGCAAAAGAGCAUAUCAGAAGGCCUUCAGAUGAAAGAGUUUGGCAUCUUCAAGGUAAGAAGCUCUCUGGAGGAAUGCAUUACCCUAGGAAGUAGUAUGUGGGCAACUGAGGAAGUAAGAAUGAAGUUGAAAGGAGGCCCCUCAGGUGUCAUAACGGCAAAGCACAAUGGAAUUCCCACCUCUGAAAAUGUGACCUCAUCCAUUCAUUCAUUCAGUAGUACAGUUGCCAGAUGUGAUGAUGUUCAGUGCUAGCCUGUGGGCACAGUUAACAUAAACCAUCAAUAUUAAGUGAUGAAGACAAACAGAUUAGAGUAGUUGUCACAGCAAUGACUGGAAUUGGACAUACCUGUUUGAACUUUGCUAUUUACUAGCUGUGUGACUUUGGGCAUGUUAGCCUCUCUAGUUUCCUUGUCUAUAUGAUGGUUAAUAAUAGCAUGAAAAUUAAAUGAGGUAAUGUAAAAGGUACUGGUUAUAUCUUAAGUGCCAAAAAGUUACGAACAUAAACACCAAUAUAAAAACCAGUGAGAAUGUGUUUAGCAUAAAAUCUAAAAAAGAGGGAAUUGAGCAAGCAUUUAGCAGUGCAGGACUAGCAUUGUCCAGGGAGGAAUAUUCUGGUUUUGGAGAACUUAAAUAUGAAUUGAGAGGUCAUCAGGAAUCCUAGACUGUGGUAGGAACUGCCUCCCCAUAGGCACUCCUUACUGGAGUCAGCAAGCCUUGACAUCUGUCUUUUCUUGCUAACAUUUGUAUCCUAUGGCAUCACAUCUGACACUCCCUUCAAAAUACGGGCACAUGAACGAAUCUUUAAUCUGAGACUGGGAGGAUAAUUUCAAACAGCGUACUGUACAAGUCAAUGAGAAAAUAAAUACUGGAAUUUUUCAUUUUGCUGAUGCAUCCCAUUCACACCCUUCACUUUUAGAAAAUAGUUAACCUCAUAUUUGUAUCCCAUUCAUGUUUAUAAAUUUACAACUUGGGCAUAAUGACAGUAUCUGUCUUUUUCUUUCCCACACUUGAUCCUAUUACAAAUCUCCACCUGGUCUAACCUUUGUCCUCCCCCCAGGUGCAGUUUGACUCCAAGCUCUGGUUUGAACUGGCCAGCGUUCUAAAGGCUGCCUUUACUUGCUCACUGAGUCUGCAGUUUUUGGCACCUACAAUUUUGAAAAAGAAUGAACUUAAUGAGAUUGUUGUGAAAAUUAAUGAGAUAAUGCCAGUUUACUCCAAAACUGGUAACUGUUUCUGAGUUUAGCAGGAACCCCUCCCACCCCCCCAUCACGAACAACUCAUUUCCCUAACAUUUUUCCUGCUUCAACGUAUCAAAGCUAUCUCUGGCAAACUCAUCCAGGCACAGUAGAGUGUUUGAAAUCUUGACCCUAUUUCUAAGGCUUUUCUUCCUCUUUUAGCCCAUUGGUACCAAUGUGACUCCUGCUUACUUACAUACUCAGGCACAAUUGGGAGGCAAUGGAGUAAUGGAGCGGAAACACCAGUCGGGUUGAAGCAACCUAGGGAGAGGACAGGCUGGACUGUAGGCAUAGAUAAGGGAUUCGGGUCCAGCAGAGUCAUCCCCGCUUUGUGGUUUGCAAGGAGGGAGGUGGGGAUGGGUGGUAAAACGGCAGGGGUCAAGGGAGGCGGCAAAUGAGGUGCACAGGGGACAGUGCGGGUGAGAAAGAAGGGAACAACCAAUUUAGAUCCCAGGUCCACGUGGGCGAUGAAGGGCAGAUAGAGAAAUCUAGCCCCAUCCUCCCUCAAUGCCUCCUUGGGUAAGGACGAACGCCAAAGGGGGCGCCAUCCCAACGCGGUUCUGGGCCCAGCUCCCCAGCCGCCCUGCAGAACCCGCGAUCGAGAGGAGACCUCCGAGCUGCCUAGACGGGACCCGGAAGUGCGCGCCGGGGAGCCCGAGUUUCCAGUCGGGCCCGGGGACCGAGGGCGCCGCCGCUGCGGGGCGGCUGCGCGACGACUGCCCGUCCGUGGUGCCGCGCUCUGAAGAAGUUUUAGAGGAGGUCUUGUCUUUGGGAGCCCCAGCCCUGGGGGUUGGAUCCAGCCCAUGGAGAAGCCGCCUGAGCAGAUAACCCCGGAGUCCCUGUCCCCAUCCUCCAAGCAGGAGCCCCGAAAGAGCAAGGAUGAGAAAACUGACACCCAGGAAGGAGAAGUAACUUACCCAAGGUCACCCUGCUGGUAAUGGCAGAGCUGGAAUUCGAAUUCAGUUCCGCCCGGCUCCCGAUCGCUCCCACCCCCACCCCCUUCAGUGCACAGUUACCAAGAGCCUGCGAGUUCCUGUCUUUUUUUAUCCCUGAAUCGCUGCUGCUGGCCUGAGCUGGGCAUGGGGCGUCCAGUGAUGCUGACUUUAGAGGACAAGGACGUGAAGGGAUUCACGUGGGCCAUAGCCCCCGCCUUGACCUCCUUGGGCUACCUGCUCAUACUGCUGGUCUCCAUCUUUCCCUUCUGGGUACGGCUUGUAAACGAGGAGUCCCACGAGGUGUUUUUCAGUGGCCUGUUUGAGAACUGCUUCCAUAUCAAAUGCUGGAAGCCUCGACCCUUAUCAGUGCACAUCAUUCUCGGCCGCGUUUUCCUGCUGUCUGCAGUCAUCCUGUCUUUCCUCACCACCUUCAUCCUGGUGUCCUUUGCAUCUCAGCUGUUUCCGAGGACCCGGAAGCACAAUUUGGUGUCAGCCUUCAUCAGCUUCCUCACAGGGGUCUGUGCCUUCCUGGCCCUGUUGCUGCAUGCCCUGGAGAUCCAGAAUCUGAGGAUGAAGCCCAUCCCCCCCCAGAUCUCCGUGCAGUGGCCUUACUACGUCCUUGGCUUUGCCAUCGUUCUGUUCGUAGUGGCUGGUGCCAUCUGCCUCUUUCAAGAAACAACCUGCCUUAGCCGCCAUCGGUUGCCCAACUCCCGGAGUAUCGAGGAAACCCAAGGGGUCCCCCACCUGGAGAAUCUGGAGAGUUUGGGAGGAGACCUGAGCUCAAUACAAAAGGAGACACUGCUGAAGGAAGAAACGAUUAUCUAGUCCAGGAGAAUGUCCUCCACCCGUCAGCUGCAUGAGUGCCUGCGUGGGGGCCUAAGGGGCAGCCAGUCUCUGCAGCUUCUGAUGAGCUUCCUGAGUCAGAUCAGUGCUCCCCUUCCCCGUACUCACAGUGAUUCUGUCUUGCUUGUCUUUGCAAUUUAUUAAAAGUUUUUUGAAUUA